This is a messenger RNA of Pongo pygmaeus (Bornean orangutan), 5631 nucleotides long. RefSeq names its product inverted formin 2 (gene INF2). Gene Ontology annotation, molecular function: actin binding; small GTPase binding. NCBI's taxonomy places the organism in Eukaryota, Metazoa, Chordata, Mammalia, Primates, Hominidae. Gene Ontology annotation, biological process: actin cytoskeleton organization. The transcript has 23 exons. The record is from RefSeq and is a predicted model, not a curated record. The coding region runs from base 206 to 3949 and encodes 1247 amino acids.
CGCUCCCCACGUGGCCGCUGACGGGCGGGGCGGCACCUCCUCUUCCUCCCGCCCGCCCCGCCCGCCCCGCGCCCGCCAGGAGCCACCGUCCGAGCUUUGCGGAGCGCCGCAGUGGGCACCGGCUGCCCGCAGCCCCUGACCCGGCCCCGGACGGAGCGCCGGCCGCACCACCGCCCUCUGGCCGUUGCCUCACCGGCUCGGCAAGAUGUCGGUGAAGGAGGGCGCACAGCGCAAGUGGGCAGCGCUGAAGGAGAAGCUGGGGCCACAGGAUUCGGACCCCACGGAGGCCAACCUGGAGAGCGCGGACCCUGAGCUGUGCAUCCGGCUGCUCCAGAUGCCCUCUGUGGUCAACUACUCCGGCCUGCGCAAGCGCCUGGAGGGCAGCGACGGCGGCUGGAUGGUGCAGUUCCUGGAGCAGAGCGGCCUGGACCUGCUGCUCGAGGCGCUGGCGCGGCUGUCGGGCCGCGGCGUCGCACGCAUCUCGGACGCCCUGCUGCAGCUCACCUGUGUCAGCUGCGUGCGCGCCGUCAUGAACUCGCGGCAGGGCAUCGAGUACAUCCUCAGCAACCAGGGCUACGUGCGCCAGCUCUCCCAGGCCCUGGACACAUCCAACGUGAUGGUGAAGAAGCAGGUGUUUGAGCUACUGGCCGCCCUGUGCAUCUACUCUCCCGAGGGCCACGCACUGACCCUGGACGCCCUGGACCACUACAAGACGGUGUGCAGCCAGCAGUACCGCUUCAGCAUUGUCAUGAACGAGCUCUCCGGCAGCGACAACGUGCCCUACGUGGUCACCCUGCUUAGCGUGAUCAACGCCGUCAUCCUGGGCCCCGAGGACCUGCGCACGCGCACCCAGCUGCGGAACGAGUUUAUUGGGCUGCAGCUGCUGGACGUCCUGGCUCGCCUGCGAGACCUGGAGGACGCCGACCUGCUGAUCCAGCUGGAGGCCUUCGAGGAGGCUAAAGCCGAGGACGAGGAGGAGCUGCUGCGAGUCUCUGGCGGGGUCGACAUGAGCAGCCACCAGGAGGUCUUUGCCUCCCUGUUCCACAAGGUGAGCUGCUCCCCGGUGUCUGCCCAGCUCCUGUCGGUGCUGCAGGGCCUCUUGCACCUGGAGCCCACCCUCCGCUCCAGCCAGCUGCUCUGGGAGGCCCUGGAGAGCCUCGUGAACCGGGCCGUGCUCCUGGCCAGCGAUGCUCAGGAAUGCACCCUGGAGGAAGUGGUUGAGCGGCUCCUGUCUGUCAAGGGGCGACCCAGACCGAGCCCCCUGGUCAAGGCCCAUAAAAGCGUCCAAGCCAACCUAGACCAGAGCCAGAGGGGCAGCUCCCCGCAAAACACUACAACCCCCAAGCCCAGCGUGGAGGGCCAGCAGCCAGCAGCAGCUGCUGCCUGCGAGCCCGUGGACCACACCCAGAGUGAGAGCAUCCUGAAAGUUUCACAGCCCAGAGCCCUGGAGCAGCAGGCGUCCACCCCACCCCCACCCCCACCCCUGCUCCCUGGUUCCAGUGCCGCGCCCCCUCCCCCUCCCCCACCACCCCCCCUGCCCAGUGUGGGGGCUAAGGCCCUCCCAACAGCACCGCCACCCCCACCCCUGCCAGGCCUGGGGGCCAUGGCCCCCCCAGCACCUCCUCUACCACCACCCCUGCCAGGCUCCUGUGAGUUCCUGCCCCCACCACCUCCACCACUCCCGGGCAUGGGAUGCCCGCCCCCACCCCCACCCCUGCUGCCUGGUAUGGGCUGGGGCCCUCCUCCACCCCCACCUCCACUACUGCCCUGCACCUGCAGCCGCCCUGUGGCAGGAGGCAUGGAGGAGGUCAUCGUGGCCCAGGUAGACCACGGCUUGGGCUCAGCAUGGGUCCCCAGCCAUCGGCGGGUGAACCCACCCACACUGCGCAUGAAGAAACUGAACUGGCAGAAGCUGCCAUCCAACGUGGCACGUGAGCACAACUCUAUGUGGGCGUCCCUGAGCAGCCCCGACGCCGAGGCUGUGGAGCCCGACUUCUCCAGCAUCGAGCGGCUGUUCUCAUUCCCUGCAGCCAAGCCCAAGGAGCCCACCGCAGCGGCCACCCGAGCCAGGAAGGAGCCCAAGGAGAUCACUUUCCUCGAUGCCAAGAAGAGCCUGAACCUCAACAUCUUCCUGAAGCAAUUUAAGUGCUCCAACGAGGAGGUCGCUGCUAUGAUCCGGGCCGGGGAUACCACCAAGUUUGAUGUGGAGGUUCUCAAACAACUCCUUAAGCUCCUUCCGGAGAAGCACGAGAUUGAAAACCUGCGGGCAUUCACAGAGGAGCGAGCCAAGCUGGCCAGCGCCGACCACUUCUACCUCCUCCUGCUGGCCAUUCCCUGCUACCAGCUGCGAAUCGAGUGCAUGCUGCUGUGUGAGGGCGCGGCCGCCGUGCUGGACAUGGUGCGGCCCAAGGCCCAGCUGGUGCUGGCUGCCUGCGAAAGCCUGCUCACCAGCCGCCAGCUGCCCAUCUUCUGCCAGCUGAUCCUGAGAAUUGGGAACUUCCUCAACUACGGCAGCCACACCGGUGACGCCGACGGCUUCAAGAUCAGCACAUUGCUGAAGCUCACGGAGACCAAGUCCCAGCAGAACCGCGUGACGCUGCUGCACCACGUGCUGGAGGAAGCGGAAAAGAGCCACCCCGACCUCCUGCAGCUGCCCCGGGACCUGGAGCAGCCCUCGCAAGCAGCAGGGAUCAACCUGGAGAUCAUCCGCUCAGAGGCCAGCUCCAACCUGAAGAAGCUUCUGGAGACCGAGCGGAAGGUGUCUGCCUCCGUGGCCGAGGUCCAGGAGCAGUACACCGAGCGCCUCCAGGCCAGCAUCUCGGCCUUCCGGGCACUGGACGAGCUGUUUGACGCCAUCGAGCAGAAGCAGCGGGAGCUGGCUGACUACCUGUGUGAGGACACCCAGCAGCUGUCCCUGGAGGACACAUUCAGCACCAUGAAGGCUUUCCGGGACCUAUUCCUCCGCGCCCUGAAGGAGAACAAGGACCGGAAGGAGCAGGCGGCGAAGGCAGAGAGGAGGAAGCAGCAGCUGGCGGAGGAGGAGGCGCGGCGGCCUCGGGGAGAGGACGGGAAGCCUGUCAGGAAGGGGCCCGGGAAGCAAGAGGAGGUGUGUGUCAUCGAUGCUCUGCUGGCCGACAUCAGGAAGGGCUUCCAGCUGCGGAAGACGGCCCGGGGCCGCGGGGACACCGAAGGGGGCAGCAGGGCAGCCUCCAUGGAUCCCCCAAGAGCCACAGAGCCUGUGGCCACCAGUAACCCUGCAGGAGACUCCGUGGGCGGCACACGCUGUCCUGCCUCUGAGCCCAGCCUUGAUGCUACAAUGGCCAUCGAGUCCCAGGGCUGGGACCUUGUAGACGCCGUGACCCCUGGCCCUCAGCCCACCCUGGAGCAGUCGGAAGAGGGUGGUCCCCGGCCCCUGGAGAGGCGUUCUUCCUGGUAUGUGGAUGCCAGCGAUGUCCUAACCACUGAGGAUCCCCAGUGCCCCCAGCCCUUGGAGGGGGCCUGGCCGGUGACUCUGGGAGAUGCUCAGGCCCUGAAGCCCCUCAAGUUCUCCAGCAACCAGCCCCCUGCAGCCGGAAGUUCAAGGCAAGAUGCCAAGGAUCCCACGUCCUUGCUGGGCGUCCUCCAGGCCGAAGCCGACAGCACGAGUGAGGGGCUGGAGGACGCUGUCCAUAGCCGUGGUGCCAGACCUCCUGCAGCAGGCCCAGGUGGGGAUGAGGACGAGGACGAGGAGGACACGGCCCCAGAGUCCGCACUGGACACAUCCCUGGACAAGUCCUUCUCCGAGGAUGCGGUGACCGACUCCUCGGGGUCGGGCACACUCCCCAGGGCCCGGGGCCGGGCCUCAAAGGGGACCGGCAAGCGAAGGAAGAAGCGUCCCUCCAGGAGCCAGGAAGAGGUUCCCCCUGAUUCUGAUGAUAAUAAAACAAAGAAACUGUGUGUGAUCCAGUAAGUUCCAGUAACCCUGUGGCUUUCCUGCUCUGUCUGUCGGUGGAGGGAUAUCUUCACUCUGAGUAUGUCAAUGGCGUGGGGCCUCCUGGGGCAUGUCCCCAGGAAGUCUGUGAGGAGACCGGGACAGUCGCAAGGGCAGAUGCUGCCAGGGACAAGCACACUGCAACCCCCCUCCUGUUGGACAGUGUCCUCCCACCCCGAGGCCAUGGGUGGGUCUGUGGAGAAGCAGAUUACCCCCAGCACACCGCAUCUUCUGGGGGGCCCCCAGCCCAAAGGUCAGUCAGCCAGGUCCGUCCACAUGGCUGGAGAGGCUGAUGCAUCCAGCUAGACAGACCAGCCUGCACUGGGUGGAGGAGGGGCUACAGCAGAGAACCAGAAGGUCCAGCCUGGCCAGUCGUGAGCUCUGUGAGCCCAGGUCGUGGCGUCUUCCAGCACCUCCAGCCUUGCUCAGAGCCAGCCCGGUGUCCGUGUAUCACAGAUAUGCUGACCGUUGGGCCUGGGGCUUAGGCUCAAGGUGCACACAUGAGGUCUGCUGGUGCCCGUCAGAGCCAAGAGCAGUCGUGAGCCCGGAGAAGCUUCUCCGGACAGCUUGUCCUCGCUGUUGGGGCACGGCCUUCACCCUGGGUUCCAGCUUUUGCUUCCAGGGUCAUCUUCCGAGUGUGGCUCUCUGGUGUGAAGCACCCACGUGUACUUUUUAGAAAGGUGCUGGCAUCUAUCUCCCUUAGAGGCUGGAACUUGGACUUGCUGGCCCUGAGUGUGAGGAACAGUGGAGCAUGCAGGCCUGGGGCGGGCGGCCACAUCUGACAAUGGUCCAGUGAAAGAUGGACGUGCCCAGUGCCAGCUCCACGCUCCACCCGGUUCCCUCCUGAACCUGCUACACGUGCUUAGCUUCCACCCGCCCCAGCUCCUGCCAUGCAGGCAGCUGAGGGCAAGAGGAAGGAAUCCUCUUCUCUCCCCAACUUUUUAUUUAUUUAUUUUUUUUUCAAGACGGAGUCUCACUGUUGCCCAGGCUGGAGUACAGUGGUGCGAUCUGAGCUCACGGCAACCUCCACCUUCCAGGUUCAAGUGAUUCUCCUGCCUCAGCCUCCCGAGUAGCUGGGACCACAGGCACGCGCCACCACGCAUGGCUAAUUUUUUGUAUUUUUAGCAGAGACAGGGUUUCACCAUGUUGGCCAGGCUGGUCUCAAACUCCUGACCUCAGGUGAUCCACCCGCCUUGGCCUCCCAAAGUGCUGGGAUUACAGGCAUGAGCCACCGUGUCCAGCCCCCAGCUUUUUAUUUAGAAAAUCUUCAACACCACAGGAAAUUGCAUAGAGAUCAGAAUGAACAACACCUUCUCCCCAAAAUUACAACCAUUUGCCAAAAAUACCAAAAUUGUGACCAUUUUGCUACAUUGCCCCCCUCCAACUGAGCCAUCUGAGAGUCUCUUAUAAACAUCAUGGCACUGGAGCCCUAAACUCGCCCACAGACACCUGAGGGCACAGCCAUCCUCCCCAGUCCCCCCCACGCCGGGCAGGGUGCGCUGCCGUCCUCCCAGUCCCCCCCGGGCAGGGUAUGCUGCGGGGCGCUUCAAGUCCACAUGCUUCUAAUACUUGGUCCCAGUGCGGAUGUGCCACUUGUCCCAAUAAUUCCUUCUCUAGUUGUUGCUUUGUUGUUUUUGCAAACAAGAUUGUAUCCAGAGUCA